Molecule: messenger RNA, 6224 nt
Organism: Thrips palmi
Lineage: Eukaryota; Metazoa; Arthropoda; Insecta; Thysanoptera; Thripidae
Product: mucin-22-like
Exons: 4
Coding region: 85-6201 (2038 amino acids)
Cellular component (GO): extracellular region
Molecular function (GO): chitin binding
Source: RefSeq, a predicted model, not a curated record
GCCCUCGUGCACCGAGUAUAUUUUAGGUGCUGCCCGCCGCGCGGCCCGCUCACUAGUGCCACGCGUUCGCUCACCACCCCAACUAUGGCCAGUUGUACGGUCUUAAUAUGGCCGUUUCUACUCGCCGUGGUGCUGAGUGCGAAUGCUUACGAUCCUCAUGUUGACGGCUACAAAAAACCAGCCUGCAAGAAGGGCGAGUUCAAGCUGGCGCCGCACAACUCUUGCAAACGGUUCUACGAAUGUCGAAAUGGCAAAGUGCGAGUGAAGAUCUGCGCCAUGCUCCAAAAGUUCGACCGGAAACACCUCAGAUGCAAGUACACUUGGGAAGUAAAGUGCAAGGACAUCCAUCCUGCGGUGCACUCUACAACGACACCGUCACCCGCAACAUCCACAGAAUUACCAGUGCAACCCACCACAACAAGUCCAUGGACUUGGACCACUACCGCUGAACCAGGCUAUGAAACUUCGUCUACAACUGCAGCUCCAGGUACAGAGACAUCCUCUACCACGGCCUUGCCAGGUUCUGAGACAACUACAACUGCUACCCCAGGAUACGAAGGCUCAUCCACCCCUCAACCUGAAUCUUCAACUACCGGUGGCAAUGAAUGGCCAACUACUACUACAGCAGCUCCAGAGAUCGGAACCACCUCGACCACGGCUGAGCCAGGAUAUGAGACGACAUCUACUACGUCUUUACCGGGUUCUGAGACCUCCACAACUGCUGCCCCAGGAUACGAAGGCUCGUCCACCCCUCAACCUGAAUCUUCAACAGCUGGUGGCAAUGAAUGGCCAACAACUACUAGUGCUCCUGGUACAGAGACCACUUCAACCACCGGUGAACCUGGAUCUGAGACAACUACAACUGCGGCCCCAGGAAACGAAGGAUCAUCCACCCCCAAACCUGAAUCAUCAACUGCCAGUGGCGAGGAAUGGCCAACAACUCCUCACGCUCCUGGUGGAGAUACCCAUUCUACCACCGCCGCACCAGGUACAGAGGCUACUACAACUGGAGUCCCAGGAUACGAGGGCUCAUCCACCCCUCAACCUGAAACUUCAACUGCCGGCGGCAAUGAAUGGCCAACCACAACAGCAGCUCCAGAGAUCGGAACCACCUCGACCACGGCUGCGCCAGGAUCUGACACAUCUACCACAGCCACGCCAGGUUCUGAGACUACCACAACUGCGGCCCCGGGACACGAAGGAUCGUCCACCCAACAACCUGAAACUUCAACUGCCGGCGGCAAUGAAUGGCCAACCACAACAGCAGCUCCAGAAAUCGGAAUCACCUCGACCACUGCUGCGCCAGGAUCUGAGGCAUCUACUACGUCCUCACCAGGUUCUGAGACUACCACAACUGCUGCCCCAGGAUACGAAAACUCGUCCACCCCUCAACCUGAAUCAUCAACUGCCGGUGGGAAUGAAUGGCCAACAACCACUGCUUCUCCUGGUACAGAGUCCUCUUCGACCGCUGCGCCAGGAUUCGAGACGUCGUCUACCACGGCCUUGCCCGGUACUGACACAACCACAACUGGAGCUCCAGGAUACGAGAGCUCAUCCACUCCUCAACCUGAAUCUUCAACUGCCCGUCACCGCUCUCAUCCUUCCCACGAGGAACCAACAAGCACGACAGCUGCGCCCGUUACGGAGACUUCCACCACCACUGAACCAGGCUAUGAAACAUCGACUACGACGGCAGCACCAGGUUCAGAAACAUCAUCUACGACUGAAACGCCAGGUUCUGAGCCUACUACAACUGCUGCCCCAGAACACGAAGGAUCGUCCACCCAACAACCUGAAUCUUCAACUGCCGGCGGAAAUGAAUGGCCAACCACAACAGCUGCACCUGAAAUCGGAACCACCUCGACCACGCCUGCGCCAGGAUAUGAGACAUCUACCACAGCCUCGCAAGGUUCUGAGUCUUCUACAACUCCUGCCCCAGAACACGAAGGAUCGUCCACCCAACAUCCUGAAUCAUCAACUGCCGGUGGAAAUGAAUGGCCAACCACGACAGCUGCUCCUGAAAUCGGAACCACCUCGACCACUGCUGCGCCAGGAUCUGAGACGACAUCGACUACGUCCUCACCAGAUUCUGAGACUACCACAACUGCUGCCCCCGGAUACGAAAACUCGUCCACCCCUCAACCUGAAUCUUCAACUGCCGGUGGGAAUGAAUGGCCAAUCACUCCAGCUGCUCCUGGAAUCGAAACCACCUCGACCACUGCUUCGCCAGGAUCUGAGACGUCAUCCACUACGUCCUCACCAGGUUCUGAGACUUCCACUGCUGCGUCUCCAGGAUACGAAGGCUCAUCCACCCCACAACCUGAAUCUUCAACUGCCCGUCACCGCUCUCAUCCUUAUCACGAGGGACCAACAAGCACGACAGCUGCGCCUGGUACGGAGAUUUCCACUACCACUGAACCAGGCUAUGAAACAUCGACUACCACGGCAGCACCAGGUACAGAAACAUCCUCUACCACGGCCACGCCAGGUUCUGAGACUACUACGACAACCGCCUCAGGAUACGAAGGAUCGUCCACCCAACAACCCGAAACUUCCACUGCCGGUGGAAAUGAAUGGCCAACCACUACAGCUGCACCUGAAAUCGGAACCACUUCGACCACGGCUGCGCCAGGAUCUGAAACAUCUACCACAACCUCGCCAGGUUCUGAGCAUUCUACAACUGCUGCCCCAGAACACGAAGGAUCGUCUACUCAACAACCUGAAUCAUCAACUGCCGGUGGCAAUGAAUGGCCAACAACUACUGCUUCUCCUGGUGCAGAGACCUCUUCGACCGCUGCGCCAGGAUUCGAGACGUCGUCUACUACGGCCUUGCCUGGUUCUGACACAACCACAACUGGAGCUCCAGGAUACGAGAGCUCAUCCACUCCUCAACCUGAAGCUACAACUGCCAGUGGCAAUGAAUGGCCCACCACCACUGUUGCUCCAAGUAUCGGAACCACCUCCACCACCGCUGCGCCAGAAUAUGAGGUCACCUCAACUACGGCAUCACCAAGCUCUGAGACUUCCACUUCCGCUUCUCCAGGAUACGGAGGCUCAUCCACCCCACAACCUGAAUCUUCAACCGCCCGUCACCGCUCUCAUACUUAUCACGAGGGACCAAAAAGCACGACAGCUGCUCCUGGUACGGAGGCCUCCACCACCAAUGAACCAGGCUAUGAAACAUCGACUACCACGGCAGCGCCAGGUACAGAAACAUCCUCUACCACGGCCACGCCAGGUUCUGAGACUACUACGACAACCGCCCCAGGAUACGAAGGAUCGUCCACCCAACAACCUGAAACUUCAACUGCCGGUGGCAAUGAAUGGCCAACAAGUACUGCUGCUCCAGGAAUCGUAACCACCUCCACCACCGCUGCGCCAGCAUCUGAGAGCACCUCAACCACGGCUUGGCCAGGUUCUGAUACAUCUUCAACUGCAGCCCCGGGACAUGAAAUCUCUUCGACUCCUGCUCCUGGUACAGAGACCUCUUCCACCACCGCUGCGCCAGGAUCUGGGGCGUCCUCAACCACGGUCUCGCCGGGCUCUCAGACUAGUACAACUGCAGCUCCUGGACACGAAAGCACAUCCACUCCUCAGCCUGAAUCUUCAACUGCCGGUGGCAAUGAAUGGCCCACAACUACUGGCGCUCCUGGGAUCGGAACCACGACUACAACUACUGCGCCAGAAUCUGAGGUCACUACAACCACCGCUGUACCAGUAUACAGCUUCUCUACCACGGUCUCGCCGGGCUCUGAGACUACAACUGCAGCCCCGGGACAUGAAAGCCCUUCGACCCCUGCACCUGAAUCUUCUACUACUGGCGGUAAUGAAUGGCCAACAUCUACUGCUGCUCCUGGUACAGAGUACUCUUCCACCACCGCUGCGCCAGGAUCUGAGACCACCACAACUGCCUCUCCAGGAUCCGAAGGCUCAUCCACCCCUAAACCUGAAUCGUCAACAGCCGGUGGCAAUGAAUGGCAAACAACUACUGCUGCUCCUGGUUCAGAGCCCUUGUCUACCACCGCUGCACCAGGCUCCGAGACUUCCACAACUGCUGCUCCAGGAUACACAGGCUCAUCCACCCCACAACCCGAAUCUUCAACUGCCCGUCGCCGCUCUCAUUCUUAUCACGAAGGAUCAACAAGCACGACAGCUGCGCCUGGUACCGAGACCACCUCAACCACCCCUGAACCAGGCUAUGAAACCUCGUCUACCACAGCUGCUCCGGGUUCAGAGACGUCCUCAAGCACGGCCUCGCCAGGUUCUGAGACUACUACAACUGCUGCCCCAGGAUUCGAAGGCUCAUCCACCCCACAACCCGAAACUUCAACUGCUGGCGGUAAUGAAUGGCCAACCACUACUCCUACUCCAGGUAUCGGAACCACCUCUACCACCGCUACGCCAGCAUCUGAGACAACCUCAACCACGGCUUCCCCAGGUUCUGAGAAUUCUACAACUGCAGCCCCGGGACAUGAAAUCUCUUCGACUCCUGCACCUGAAACUUCAACUGCCGGUAGUAAUGAAUGGCCAACAUCUACUGCGGCUCCUGGUUCAGAGGCCUCUUCUACUACCACUGCGCCAGGAUAUGGAAGCUCUUCGACUCCGGCACCUGAAUCUUCUACUGCCGGUGGCAAUGAAUGGCCAACAACUACUGCUGCUCCUGGUAGAGACACCUCUUCUACCACCACUGCGCCAGGAUAUAGAAGCACUUCGACUCCGGCACCUGAAUCUUCUACUGCCGGUGGCAAUAAAUGGCCAACAACUACUGCUGCUCCUGGGACAGAGACCUCUUCUACCACCACUGCGCCAGGAUCUGAAAGUUCUUCCACCACAGCCGCACCAGGAUAUGAAAGCUCUUCGACUCCGGCACCUGAAUCUUCUACUGCCGGUGGCAAUGAAUGGCCAACAAGUACUGCUGCUCCUGGUACAAAGACCUCUUCUACCACCACUGCGCCAGGAUCUGAAAGUUCUUCCACCACAGCCGCACCAGGAUAUGAAAGCUCUUCGACCCCGGCACCUGAAUCUUCUACUGCCGGUGGCAAUGAAUGGCCAACAACUACUGCUGCUCCUGGUAGAGACACCUCUUCUACCACCACUGCGCCAGGAUAUGGAAGCACUUCGACUCCGGCACCUGAAUCUUCUACUGCCGGUGGCAAUGAAUGGCCAACAACUACUGCUGCUCCUGGUACAGAGACCUCUUCUACCACCACUGCGCCAGGAUCUGAAAGUUCUUCCACCACAGCCGCACCAGGAUAUGAAAGCUCUUCGACUCCGGCACCUGAAUCUUCUACUGCCGGUGGCAAUGAAUGGCCAACAACUACUGCUGCUCCUGGUACAGAGACCUCCACUACAGCUGGUCCAGGUUCUGAGACCUCUUCAACCACGGCUUCGCCAGGUGCCGAGACUACCUCUGCUGCUCCGGGAUACGAAUCAUCUUCUACCGCGGCUCCUUCCUCGUCGUCAUCCACCACCGUGUCCUCAAGGUCGGCGUCUCUGGACGAGUCCACGAGUGUCGCUCCCAACACUACAGUGCUGCCGCCUCAUCCCAGGUGCCCCAGCAAGGGCUGGCACCGGUACCCGCACGCCGAUUGCUGGAAGUUCUACGAGUGCCUCGACGGCGUCCUCACCGACGUGUCUUGCUACCCGCUGCAGAACUUCGACAAGACGACCGGUCGCUGCAACUGGUCGUGGAAGGUUGACUGCCACGCCAAGUCGGUGCUACCACGCCUUGCCCACACGGAGCCCCCGGUUCCGUCGUUCGGCUACCGCCCCCCGAGGUGCGCCGCGUCCGGCUCCAAGCUGUAUCCGCACAACGACUGCUGGAAGUUCUACGACUGCCACGAAGGGUCUCUCACAGUGCAGCAGUGCCCGCCCCUGCAGCGCUUCGAUCGCGUCAAGCUGGCCUGCGACUUCACCAGCAAGGUGGACUGCGACGCGGUGCCGCCCAACAGCGCGGGCGUGGAGCAGCCCGGCGCGGGCGGACGCUCCGCCGUGCCGCCCAUCGCGCGCUGCCCGUCCACCGGCUCCUCCAAGCUGGCCGCCGAGACGGACUGCUCCAAGUUCUGGACGUGCGACCAGGGCCACGCCUCGCUCGGCUCGUGUGGCUACCUGCAGAGGUACUCGCGCGCCGACAGGGCCUGCAAGUACUUGUGGACCGGUGUGGACUGCGACACCAGGCGCAACGAGCUGUACUUCUUCUAAAUAAAGAAAUUUUGUGUAAGCGA